Molecule: messenger RNA, 1782 nt
Organism: Photinus pyralis (common eastern firefly)
Lineage: Eukaryota; Metazoa; Arthropoda; Insecta; Coleoptera; Lampyridae
Exons: 4
Coding region: 1-1782 (593 amino acids)
Molecular function (GO): nucleic acid binding; zinc ion binding
Source: RefSeq, a predicted model, not a curated record
AUGCCUGACACCUCUACACUAGAAGAGCUUUAUGCAAAAGCUGUGGCAAUAGAGAGAGCAGAAGCAAGUUCAAUGCAAAUGCUAGCUGAUAGUAAAAUGACAUCUACAGUCAAUAAAGUUACUAAAGUGAAAACUCAGCAGCCACAAGAAUCCAAGCAACCUACGACGACUGAAUCUGAUAAACCAACGUGUUUCCAGUGCGGAAAAAUGGGUCACAAAAGUCCAGAAUGCAGAAUGGACAAGUCCAAACUGAAAUGUACAAGCUGUGGUCAUGUAGCAACUGUAUGCAGACAGAAGAAGGAGGAAAUUCACCACAUUGAUGGAGAAGGUGCACCUUGGACUGCUACAAUUGACGUGCAAGGCAAGCCGCUUAAGUUCGAGCUCGAUACAGGGUGCGAGUACUCUAUUGUUCCUGUCAGUGUGUUCCAGACCUUACGUGCUGAUCUCAAAAAAAGUGACAAGCUGUUCCAACCGUACGGUACCUCUGCUACGAUACCAGCGUUGGGCAUGUCGACCGUGAAAAUCCAGCUGGGUCGAGAAUGGUUGCACAAGUUGGGCAUCUACAGCCCUGUGAAUCACGUUUAUCAAGUCAAAGCUGGUCAACAGUGUAUGAAAGACUUAGAAAGUGAAUUUCAAGAUGUUUUUGCAGAAGGGAUUGGUUGUGCACAUAAGUCAGUGUCAAUCAAAUUCAAAGAUAAUGCUAAACCAGUGUUCAUGAAACAUCGAUCAGUGCCAUAUGCGUUAAAGGACAAGAUCGAAACUGAAUUGGACAGAAUGGUGAAAGAUGGAAGUCUAAUGCCAGUUGAACACAUAGAUGAAGCGUCGGCAGCUGCGCUGACCAUCAACACUCGUAAAGGUUUGUUUCGUCCCACACGCUUGAUGUUUGGAUGUGCUUCAGCCCCGGUCAUAUGGACCAAAUUCAUUGAAGAAGUGAUCUCUGGAAUAGAGGGUCUCGGAGGUUAUUUCGAUGACUUAGUGGUGUCUGCUAAUGACGUCAUCACUCUGAAAUCACGCCUAUCGGAAGUUUUACGACGCUUGCAAGCCAACGGUCUACGCCUGAACUUGCAGAAGUGUUCUUUCUUCUUGGACUCUGUCACCUACCUGGGACAUGAAAUAUCAGCAGCUGGCAUCCGUCCUGCUAAAGAUGGAUUACAGGCCAUUCAAGAGCUGCCACCACCUGCAAAUCUUCCGAUUGUGCUUAGCUGCGAUGCCAGUCCUGAAGGCUUAGGAGCUGUUCUCGCUCACCAGUAUCCAGAUGGUUCCGAGCGUCCAAUUUUAUACAUCCACAGAAAGUUGGACAAAUGUCAAGUGAAAUACUCACAAAUUGAUAAGGAAUCAUUGGCCAUCAAAUGGGCCGUUGAAAAGCUGAAUAUCUAUCUUGUGGGCAGGCAAUUCACUCUCAUAACUAACCAUGCCCCACUUGUUCACAUAUUCGGCAUACGCAGAAAGAAAUUACCAACUUUGUGUGCUACUAGAUUGUUACACUACGCAAUCUUUCUACAAGAUUUUUCAUUCACCAUCAAAUAUCGCAAAUCUGAAGAGCACGGCAACGCUGAUUUCCUGAGUCGUUUACCACAACACUCGUCAGAUUUACGUCAGGCUCCUACCUCAGAUGAUCCAGUUGAUCUAGUACAGCUUCACCACAUCUCACUACUGCCGCUGACUCACCAAUCCAUUGCGCAGCAUACUCAGCGAGACAUUGAAGGGCGUGAGUGGCUACAGAAACUCCGUUCGGGCGAGACACUUGGUGAAAAUGAAGAUGGACUCUACUCAUUGCAGUAG